AUGAUCAUAACCACCUACCUCCUCUCCCUGCUGGAUUGGCGGUUUGCCAUCUCAUCGCUCUUCUUCUACAUCUCCUUCAUUGUCGUCAGACGGAUAUGGUUCCACCCUCUGUCGUCCGUUCCGGGACCCAAGCUCGCUGCUGUAUCGAAUCUUUACGUCGCAUAUUGGGAUGUUUAUAGGAAUGGCACUUUCCUGCGCGAUAAGAUGCCGCAGCUGCACGCACAAUACGGACCGGUGGUGAGGAUCAGUCCGACGGAAGUGCAGAUUCAUGGCGAUCCCGAGUUGUUCCAUCGUGUGCACUCCAUGCAAACACAAUACAUCAAAGACCCUUCCUUCUACGAUUGCAUCGGCGUGCCCACCGCAGCCUUCGGAACCAUCAACCCACACGUCCACCGUGCCCGCCGCAGCAUCCUCAACCCCAUGUUCUCCAAGCGCCGCAUCACCGAGGCCAGUGCCAUCAUGGAAGGUGUAGUCCAAAAGUUCUGUGGACUCCUCGACACAUUCUGCGAAGAUAGCCGGCCCGUGCCCCUGUCCAACGCCUUCUACUGCGUGACCGUCGACAUCAUCAGCACAUUCACGUUCGGUACCCCUUGGGGAAUGCUCGAUGAGAAGGACUUUACUGGCGAGUGGGUUGAGGGUGUGCUCUCUUUUACGGGAAUGCUCCAGGCUAGAAUUCAUUUCCCCAAGGUCCUUGGAAUUAUGGAAACACUGGGGAAUAUUUUCCCUUCACUCACGCCGUUGGUGUUCGUCAAGCUCCUUCAGGAAUGCAACCGCUGCGUCAAACUCGCGAUCGACCAGGACGCCAAAUCCAAAGCCGCCGGCAUUCCACCCAAGGAGCGACCCGAGACCAUCUACGACGCGCUGCUGAACCCCGUUUCGUCCAAGGCGCAGCGCCCAUCCGUCGAAGAGCUCGUCAGCGAGUCGAUAUCCAUGGUCACUGCCGGCACGGAUACCAGUGCUACCGUGCUACAAUGCUGCGUAUGGAACAUCCUCACUCGCACCGAAGUCCGCGAAACGCUUCUCGACGAGCUGUCAACUGUCCGCAGGGACACGAACGGACUGCUGCCGCUGAAACAGCUCGAAGAACUCCCGUACCUCACCGCCUUCAUCAAGGAAACCCUCCGCUUCAACACGCCGACGCCAGCGCGUUGGCCGCGCGUGGUCCCCUCGGGCGGACUGACUAUCUCGGCCUCGAAACCCGGAAGAGCCACGUUCCUGCCAGAGGGCACCUCGAUCGCCUUCCACAUCGACCUGCUCCACCGCGACCCGCGCAUCUUUACCCAGCCUGAUGAGUUCCUGCCCGAGCGGUGGAUGGGACAGAGCGGGCGCGAGCUCGACAGGUGGUUGCUCUCGUUCAAUAAGGGUGACAGAGGGUGUAUUGGAAUUAAUCUCGCAUACGCCGAGAUCCAGCUCGUGAUCGGCAACCUUUUCGGGCGCUUCGAGCUCGAGCUAUUCGAGACCACGGAGAAGGACAUGGAGAUGGUCGACCACUUUGUUGGGCACCUGGUGGGCCGCGUCAAGGUGCUGGCCAAAAAGCGCGUGGUCGACGAGCACAUGGUGUAA
Messenger RNA from Tricharina praecox, 1563 nucleotides. RefSeq names its product cytochrome P450. The record is from RefSeq and is a predicted model, not a curated record. Bases 1 to 1563 code for a protein of 520 amino acids. Gene Ontology annotation, molecular function: heme binding; monooxygenase activity; iron ion binding. NCBI's taxonomy places the organism in Eukaryota, Fungi, Ascomycota, Pezizomycetes, Pezizales, Pyronemataceae. The transcript has 5 exons.